AUGGGUACGACCGAAGGCGACGUCGGAUACGUGAUCUCACCCGAGCAGCAGCUCCAGAAUGAGCUCAACAGCUACGACAUCUCUCCGCAGGACCGGCGCCAGAACUUCUCCAUGCUGGAGACGGCCUCGGCGUCUCACAGUGACGACGGCGCCAAAUACGAAGCCGCAGUGCUUCCCUACCGCCCCAGCACCGAGUCCGACACUGCUUCUGUCAACUUCACCGACUCGUUGAUGGUCGUGGGCAAGCAGCUCCCGUCGGGGCGGGCUGCAGCAGCUCUGGAUCUCUUCGCACGGGAAAACAUCGGACUAUUCGUCAACUACGUCGCGGUCGGUGCAGUGCACGGGCUCUUCCAGUCCCUCAUGUACCCGUACUUGAACGUGUACCUGAAUAUGGACGACUACCUGGCGUACUCGGCGGAGCGGUGGCUUGCUCUACCGUGGCUGCUCAAGGUCUUCAUGGCGAUGCUGUCGGACGGUGUCCCCAUCAAAGGGUCGAGGAGGCGAGCGUACAUGUUGAUCGGGUGGGGAAUAUGCUUCUUCUUUUCGUUUAUAUUAGCUGUGCUUCCUGUGGAGACGCCCUACUUGACGGACGGAGCUGUGACGAAUAGCAGUGCAGCGGAGGCUGGGAACAAAUACGUGGCGAUGUUCGUGAUUGCCACCUUUGGAUAUGUUUUGGCGGACACUGCGAGCGAUGGCAUGCUGUGCGAGCUGGAUGGAGAUACCAACCCGUUGCCAAUGCCGCGAGCUUCAGGACCGACUUAUGUCGUCACGACACUCUUUGCGGCACGAUAUCUUUCGCAGUUCAUUGUGACGUUCUUCGUGGCGUUCAUGUGCAAUAGUGACUGGUACGGGGGAAGUUUCGCGUGGGGAGCUACGAUUAAUGGGAUGGUGGUGAUCGCUGUGCUGGUGUCGGCCGGGACAUUGGCAGCCACGUGGUUCUGUUUACUGGAGGACGAGAAUCCCGCUGGAUACAACGUCCACAUUCUGACGCCGCGCGAAUGGAAAAUCACCGCCCGCAAGUUGUUCCAUCAGCGAGCAAUUCUCCAGCUGAUGUGCUACAUUUUCCUUUCAAGGCUCUGCUUCACAUAUUAUGCCACGUCGGCCAAGGCGAUUUACGAGUACUGGGCUCCAGCCGGGGCUUUGACGACCAACAUUUUCUCCAGUUUGAACGCUGCAGUGUACGCAGGAGCAGCGCUGGCAAUCGGUCACGGGCCUACGAUGCACAUCUUGCAAAAGCUUGGAUGGCGACAGACAGUGGCUGGCUCAGUGGUGGUUUCGGCCGCUCUCACUCUCGUUGUGGCUCUCUUUGUGGUGUUCAACUUGCUUCUUUGCUGGUAA
Messenger RNA from Phytophthora sojae, 1338 nucleotides. RefSeq lists its product as hypothetical. The coding region runs from base 1 to 1338 and encodes 445 amino acids. The record is from RefSeq and is a predicted model, not a curated record. NCBI's taxonomy places the organism in Eukaryota, Oomycota, Peronosporomycetes, Peronosporales, Peronosporaceae. The transcript has 3 exons.